Molecule: messenger RNA, 4574 nt
Organism: Grammomys surdaster
Lineage: Eukaryota; Metazoa; Chordata; Mammalia; Rodentia; Muridae
Gene: Catsperg
Product: cation channel sperm associated auxiliary subunit gamma
Exons: 30
Coding region: 1-4425 (1474 amino acids)
Cellular component (GO): motile cilium; CatSper complex; sperm principal piece
Source: RefSeq, a predicted model, not a curated record
AUGGACGGGAGAGAUGAGAGGAGGUGGAGGGAAAAGUUGCCGGGGGAGACAGUGAGGAUCGCGAAGUCAGCGUGGGUGUGGAACGACGGGAGGUCUUGCAGCCACAGGACAGUCUUUACCCAGGAGAGACCCAGAGAUCGCGAGCCAAGUCCAGGCAGAGACAUAUGCUGGGGCAAGGAGAGGAUUAUUUACGAGAGGGGGUUCGGCGGCGAAGAGCGAGUCAAAUGGGAGGACAGGUCUGGUAGAGAGAGACAGGACUGGAGUGAGGAGCGACUACCCUGGGAAGACACAACCGGAGGCGAGGAGAGACCCCGAGGAGUAGAGAGACCCCACGACCAGGAAAGGUUCCCCAAGGAGAAGGCUGGCGCCGAGAGGCAGGCUGGUGCUGAGGAGAAAGCAGGGCGGCAGAAGGGCUUUAAAGAGAAGGAGUGCGACGAGCAGGGGGGUCGAGUUGCCCAGGACCCAGGGAGAGGAACUAGCCAGGAUCAGGGCCUUGGCCAGGAAAGGAGGAGGAGCGAGGAUCCAAUCUACAGCAAAACUUGGCGCUUGAGCCCGGGCCAAGGGCGUGGCCCAGAGAGUAGACAGAGCGAGGAUCCGAACUACUACAACACCACUCGGGGCCCGAGGCAGGAUCAGGGGCGUGGCCCAGAGAGAAGACAGAGCGAGGAUUCGAACUACGACAACAUUCGUGGCCUGAAUCAGGACCAGGGACGUCGCCAAGAGAGAAGACAGAGCGAGGAUCUGCUCUACCGCAACACUUCAAACUUGAGCCAGAACCAGGGACGUGGCCAGGAGAGAAAGUGGAGCGAGGAUCUGAAUUCCAAAAAGAGCCAGAGCUUGGGCCAAGGCAAAGGGCCUAGCGAGUACGGAGGUGUGGGCGAGGACUCGCCAAAGGACGAGAAGACUGGAAGCGGGUUCUUGAGCAGGGCGGCAGCGAAGAGAAAGGGGCGUGGCGAAGAGCAGUGUUCUAGCUACGUGGUGUCCUGGCCAGCCAUGUCCCCUGUCAGCCCUGUGUGGCCGAGAAAACCAAACCUAUGGGCAUUCUGGGUACUGCGGCUGGUGCUAUUGCUGUCGUUGAAGACGUGGGCGGAAGAUUUUUUAGAGCGUUGUACCUGGCUUGUGGUCCUGAACAAGUUCGAGAAGGUAGGCUUGCAUCUCUCCAAGGAUCGAUUUCACGAUCAAGAGCCCAUCGAUACAGUGUCCAAGGUGUUCCAAAAGUUGACAGACUCACCAAUCGAUCCAGGAGAGAAAUAUUACAGCUUUCCUUACUACCUGCAAAUCAACUUUUCCUGUCCGGGACAGAAUAGCGAGUUGCUGGCCCGAAAGGGCCACCUGAUGGGAAUGAAGCCCCUAGUCCUGAUCAACUACAUACACUCAGUCAAUUUCUACCAAUGGAAAAUGGAAAAUCUGCAGAUUCUGAUGGAAGCUGCUCCAAUGCGCAGCGCAGGGUACUGCCCGGCAGAGGCCGUGUGCGUCCUGAACUGGUACACACCCAUGCCCUUGAAAAAUGGCUCCGUGGUCGCCUCAGUGGACAUCUAUACCAAUGGCAUCGGACCCUUCAUUCCCAAGAAAAGGUUCUAUGUGAACAUGAAUGGCUUCUUGAAGAGAGACGCAAGCGGUAAAGUGGUCUUCAGCAUAGGAUAUGAGAGCCUUGUUCUGGAGUCAUCUUACUUUAGGUCUUCGGGAUCAAGGCCUCUGUGGUACACUGUGAACCAUGCACCCGUGUUCAUCCUUGGGGGCUUCAAUAAUGAAAAGGCCAUCCUGCUUUCAGACUCUAGUUUCCAGGACUUUGUUUUCUUGGAGCUAAGCAUUGACAGUUGCUGGGUUGGCUCUUUCUACUGUCCCAUUCUUGGCUUCUCAGCCACUAUCCAUGACGCCAUUGCCACCGAGAGCACGCUCUUCAUUCGACAGAACCAGCUGGUCUACUACUUCACAGGCACCUACAGCACGCUCUUCGACAAAAGCCACGGCAGCAGCAGCUGGGUUCGCGUCCUGCCUAGCGAGUGCAUCAAGAAACUGUGUCCGGUAUUUGUUCCUGGCAAUGGUUCUGAGUACGUCCUAGCCCUCACCACUGGCAAGAAUGAGGGUUAUAUUCACAUCGGGACCAUCACAGAUGGCCUUGUGUCCUUCAAGAUGGUGCCAGAAGGCUGGUCAGUGUGUCAAAAGUUACCAGGUAAAAACUGUACCAUCGACUGGGCUGCAUACAUUGCCGAUGAGAGAAACCUGCUGCUGUUAGUGAAAAUUGACACUGGGCAAUUUUACCUAGUCAACUUUAAUACAGAGUUCAAGACUCUGAAGAUCCUCUAUGAAAUACCAAGGUUUAUCCCUGAAGCUCAGCAACUGGACUUCCUGGUGCUCCUUGGUACAGAGACCUAUACCACCACUCCUAUGAUACCCAAGGGCUUAUUCUUCAACACACUGAACAACAUGUUGUACAUCUGGGGCAACUUCAUCCUGCAAAGCUACAAUAGGGAACACUUCAUUUUUCUGGCGGACUUCCCCAAGGAGUCCACCAUCAAAUACAUGGUCAACUCUUACACCGGACACAUGGCUGUUGUCACAGAAAAUGAAGAGGUCUGGUACUUUCUGGAGGGUGGCUAUGAUGUAUACAAAUUGAUCCCAUCCCAAGGCUGGACCACCUACCUUAACCUGCAGAAGAUGCAAAAGUCUUCUGAGUAUGCGGAUGCUGAGUCCUUGGUCUCCCUCUUCUAUGAGGACGGGAAGUUCUAUGAGCUGGUCUAUCUUUUUGAUGUCGGGCAAGAACGUUUGGUCAAGAGGGUCCUGCCUGUCGCCACGGUGAUGGAGUAUGAGAUGCCCAAACCCUUCUCAGUGAUUAACCAAGGGCAACUCAGGUUGAUCUCCUUCACCCACGUGUGCCCGUUCAAGGACGUUCAUGUGGUAGAUGUGCCCAAAAGGCAGCACAUGACACGCAAGGAGAGCUACCUCGCUCUGCCACCGCUGGUCUCUGAACCCCUGGGAUUACACAACAAUGAGACGCUGGCUGUCUAUCAAGGCCUUGUCUAUUACCUGCUGUGGCUGCACGCCAAGUAUGAUAAGCCCUAUGCCGACCCAGUGCACGAUCCCACCUGGCGCUGGUGGCAACACAAGAUGAAGUACAGGGAUUACUUCUUUUACCUGUUCAGCAACCGGCUGGCAGCAGAAGGCAUGUACAUCGACAUGAACUCCUACCAAAAGAUCUACAACAUAACAGGCGACUACGACCUACCCGAAUUUAUCUUCCUUGACAAGGGCAACGGGUUUGGCUUCACUGCAAUCUUAUUGUCGCAUGAGGACACCUUCACAAGCUCUGAUAGCCAAGGAGCCACUAUUGAUGUAGAGAAGAAGCUGGCAGUGGCUUUGAUGCUGGCAGAUCCCGAGUGCCUCUCAGGGAUUGUGACCCAGGAGCUCCUUCUCAAUCGCAACACAGUGAUCAACAAGAUUAAAAUCACAGACAGAGAGAGAUGCUCUGAGCAGGGCAGGGUCGGGCAUAACAUCAAGAAGACCUCCGUCAUGAUCAAGGUCUUGGGCAGUCCUGGGAGAUGCUCACGAGCCACAUACCUUGGGGCAGAAAUGCUAGGUUUCCGGCUGAUACCAGUAUACAUUGGCUGUCCGCCCGGCAAGCGCUUGGCCUUUGACGUUUCCUACACGAUCACGCAUUCCGAGCAGAUAAACAAGCACUAUUUCGACUGUGUGACUAAGGAAGAGGAGAUGCCGUGUUUCCUCUUCCGUGACUUAUUCCAGCCUUUCUUCUUAGUCCAAGACAUGGUGACGGGAGACUCUGGCAGUUUCUUGGGCAGUUACGUGCUUAAGGUGGUGGGCGGUGGCCGCACGAAGGACACCAUCAGAGACUACACGGAAGAAGAGAUCUUCCGUUACAACAGCCCGCUGGACACGACAAAUAGCCUCAUCUGGAAAACAAAUGUUGAAAGGACAACUGAAGACAAAAAGUUCUACAUAAUGUCCCACCUGAGCCCUGGGAUUGAGUGGCUGUGUUUGGAGAACUUCCCUUGCUACGACAUCACCCCCGAAAGCAUCUUUCCACCUGAGUUCUUCCUCAAGUUGUUAGUGAGCAAUAGAGGUGUAGACAACAGCACAUACUGUGACUACCAGCUCACCUUUAUACUACACAUCCAUGGGCUUCCGCUCAGUAGCAAACGCUCCUUCCACAUUGUUAUUGUGUCCUCCACCUUCUUUCUCAUCCUGGUUGUCAUCUACAUCCUGUUCUGCCUCCUGUGGCCUCACAUAGCGCAGGCCUGGGUCUCACUGCGCUGGAGGAUUAAAAACAUCAUGGCGUCAGAGUCCUACUAUACCUACGCCACCUCCACCGAGGGCUUCAGCAUCCAGUCUCACAGCUCAGAGGGAAGUUUAAAGGGUCCCUCCAGAGCAGGCUCCAAAGAGGACAACGUUCAAGCUAAGAAAGCGUAGGUGGCCUAGGUCUCUGGCCUGUACACUUCCUCAUAAACCCUUAGGCCUCCCGCAUGGGAACGCAGCCUGCCACCUACCCAGCAGCUUCUGGUUUGCUAGAAUGUUCAUGUCUCAUUCGGACCCUAAUAAAGCCUCGUUUCAGAAUCAGU